GGAGCUGGGGCGGAGAGGGGUUGGCCCGGACCGACGAGCGAUGAUGACCCGGGUGAAGGCAGUGGUUUCUCAGCUGGUGGGGGGCCAGGCGGCUGCUGGCUCCAGCCCCCAGUUGGGGUACAGCCGCCCGGUGUUCCUGCAGCUCAGCCCCGAGGAGAGAGAGCAGGCGGCGGACCACAGCCGCAGGAACAUCGUUAGCCCCGGCUCGGACAGCGCCAGGAGGCGGCUUCUACUGCCCUGGGACACGGGAUACGCCGAGGUGAUUAAUGCUGGGAAAAGUGUCUUCAAUGAAGAUCAAGCUGCCCGAGAAAUAGUGUGGGUGGAAAGGAGGAAUCCCAACAGUAGUACAGCAGGCGAGGUCAAAGGUGACAGGAGCGCAGGCAAGGAGAGGGAUGGACUUGAAUUCCAUUAUUGGGCGCUGUUUGAUGGGCACGCGGGGACAGCAGCUGCUGUGAUGGCUGCCAAACUGCUUCACCUUCACAUCAGCGAGCAGCUGCAAGACAUUGUUGACAUCCUGCAAGAUGGUGAUGUGCCACCCCCCAUCUGCCUCACCAGCCACACCAAAGGGGUAACGGGAAAUGGUGCAAAGUGCCCGUCACACGAGGGGGACUGGGAACCUCCCACCGACAGCGAGUCACGCUUCUUGCUGGAGAAGGAAAUAUCCCACGAGCAUCUGAUCAUUGGUGCGAUCGAGAACGCCUUUCGCCAGAUGGAUCAACAGAUAGAGAGAGAACAGAAAGCACAUGGCUCACAGGGGGGGUGCUGUGCGCUGGUUGUCGUGUACUUGCUGGGAAAAAUCUACAUUGCCAAUGCGGGUGACAGCAGAGCCAUCCUAAUCCGCAAUGGUGAAGUUAUCCCGCUCUCUAAUGAGUUCACCCCGGAAUCAGAGCGACAGAGACUCCAGUAUUUAGGAUAUUUGCAGCCACAUCUCCUUGGAAACGAGUUUACACAUUUGGAAUUUCCCCGGAGAAUCCAGCACCGUGAACUUGGACGCCGGAUGUUGUUUCGGGAUUACAGUAUGACCGGCUGGGCAUACAAGACCAUUGAGGAAGAUGAUCUGAAGUUCCCACUGGUUUAUGGUGAAGGUAAAAAGGCUCGUGUUAUGGCGACCAUAGGGGUGACUCGAGGGCUGGGAGACCAUAAUCUGAAGGUGCACUGUUCCAACAUCCACAUCAAACCGUUCCUGUCCUGCAUCCCAGAGGUGAAGGUGUACAACAUUACAAAGUAUGAGCAUGGGGUGGACGAUGUGAUAGUCCUGGGGACAGACGGAUUGUGGGAUGUGGUCUCUAACCGGGAGGUAGCUGAUGUCGUCAUUCGCGUCCUGUCCAGCUGCCAGCCUGAUGAUCUGAACAGGUUCACUCUCGCUGCUCAGAAUCUGGUGAUGAGAUCCCGUGGGAUCCUGAAGGGACACAGUUGGCGACUGUCCAAUGACAGGCUGGGUUCAGGCGAUGACAUUUCGGUGUUUGUUAUUCCAUUGUAUGGCCACACGUGAGCUGUCAUCCUGGAGCUCUCGAAAGACUCAUCACCGAGUGUCACCCAGUCCCUUCGGCAGUUACUUUUUCGUCCCCCCUCCCCUUUUUUGUCCUAAAUUGGCUUCCCCCAAUCCCUCGCGAUAUAAUCCUCCCCAGCAGAAGCAUCGCGGAAAACAAAUUUGCAUUACAGUAGCACCUUCCAGAACCUUGGUGCUGUCCAGCCAGUGAAAUACAAGGAGUGACUCCUGAACUGUCAGGCACCACACAGUAAUGUGCUGGAAAUAACUGCGUCCUAUUUUAUUUUAUUAUGGUGUUGGUCCAGGGAUGAACCUUUAGCCAGGAGAUGAAUGGGAAGGGUUUAGAGGGGUAUGGGUCAAAUGCUGGCAAAUGGGGCUAGAGUGGGUUGGGAUAUCUGGUUGGCAUGGAUCAGUUGGGCUGAAGGAUCUGUUUGCGUGCUGUACAUCUCUAUGACUGUCUGACUUGGGUGAGCUCCCCUGAUCUAUUUUAAAAAGCUCCCCCCCACUCCUUAGACAGCAGACAGUGCCCCAGUUGUACACCACAUCUGAAACAGAGUCUCAGCAGCACUCCCUCAGCACUGCCCUGAGGGUGUCAGGCUAGAUGUUUGUGACCGGGUCCGGUGAGUGGGGCCUCGAAUUGUGAACAAGCAAGUGAGCCAGCCUCCUGUUUAACCACAGCCAACACCCUCUGGGACUGUUAGUGUCCGCGGACCUGCAGCAGAACCCAGAUUGCAGACUGUUUCCCACUCAGUGCCCACCACACCCAGUCCAAUGGUCUGAGUGCAGUCUGAGCGGGCAUUCAACCUGGUCUAAGUGAGGGUUCAAAUGUCAAACGUGCCCUCUUCUUAGAAAUCUCUGGUUUCCAACCUUUGAUGAAGAUAUCUAUCUGAAACAUGUAAAAAGAGGAAACUAAAUGUUCUGUAAAUGUGAAAUGAAAACAGAAAAUGCUGUAGAUUGGGCAGUAGGACCAACGUUGAAAAGGCAUUUUGAUAAAGUCCAUGCGUGGGAAAGGGCUGGGGACAUAUAGGUAAGCACAAAAUUUAGUUUGGGAACGUGGUCAGCAUGGACUGGUUGGGCUGAAAGGCCUGUUUCCAUGCUCUCUGACCCUAUGACUCCGCACUUAAGUGCUCCCAAUUUAAAAGAGAAACUACAACUGGUGAAAGAGAUAGCAAAAGUAAUUAAAAUGUUUGAAUGGAAGGGAAAGACCAGUCAGGGAAAGUUAGAUUUGAUAGAACCUCCAGGAACACCAGAAACUAAAAUUGGUAACCCUGUUGUCCAUUUUAAAAAAGAAUUCAACCAUUUUAAUUCACUUUACAAACUGGUUACUGGUGGAGUUCAUCCUACUACAGACAACCAGUACCUCUGUCCCAGAACAGCACUUAAUUUAAAUACAAUAAAGAACUGUGGAUGCUGGAAAUCUGAAAACAAACACGGCAAGUGCUGGAGAAACUCAUCAGCUCUGGCAGCAUCUGUGGAGAGAGAAACAGAGUUAAUGUGUUGGGCGCAGUGAUGUUUCCUCAGAACCAAUAUUUCAGAAUGUGACCAUCAAUGUGGAUUCGUUUUUUUUGUUCUCCAGAUUCUGAAGAAGAGGUCACUGGACUUGAAACGUUAACUCUGUUUCUCUCUCCACAGAUGCUGCCAGACCUGAUGAGUUUCUCCAGCAAUUUCUGGUUUUGUUUAACUGUUAAUGUUUGAUUUUUUUGCCACCGUUUGAAUUCCAGUCCCACAAGUUUGUUGUGUGUAGGUGAUAAUCCUUAAUCAGAGCUGGAUGUGAGCAGUUCUUUGGCUGAAGCCUUUGAAAAUAGGCCCUGGUGUGUUACCGAGUGUGAUUCCUGAUGAAGGGCUCUUGCCCGAAACGUCGAUUUUCCUGCUCCUUGGAUGCUGCCUGACUUGCUAUGCUUUUCCAGCACCACUCUAAUCUAGACCCUAGUGUGUUACCAGCAACUUCCUUGUUCUUCCCCGAGAAAUAAUCCCCUUUUUGAAGAUGUCAGGGGACCGAGGAAGGAUGUUUUGAUUCAUUGCUGUUUAGAUGGAGGGAGCCCUGUAGAGAACCCGCAGAAUCCAGGUUCCACUCUGAGGCCCAUCAGUUCCUCUUCCAAACCCUGAGCUGCCUUUUUUGCUCAGUAUGUUUGUUUUCAGUCUGAGAAGUGGAUCUCUGUUGUUGGUUGAAGGUUUGUGAAUAUCUCAAAUUGUACAGUUCAUUUAAAAAUAAUAAAGAGACA
Molecule: messenger RNA, 3711 nt
Organism: Hemiscyllium ocellatum (epaulette shark)
Lineage: Eukaryota; Metazoa; Chordata; Chondrichthyes; Orectolobiformes; Hemiscylliidae
Product: protein phosphatase 1H-like
Exons: 10
Coding region: 41-1492 (483 amino acids)
Biological process (GO): protein dephosphorylation
Molecular function (GO): protein serine/threonine phosphatase activity
Source: RefSeq, a predicted model, not a curated record